This is a messenger RNA of Nematolebias whitei (Rio pearlfish), 1056 nucleotides long. It is a transcript of the gene memo1, whose product is annotated as mediator of cell motility 1. The record is from RefSeq and is a predicted model, not a curated record. The transcript is spliced from 9 exons. The coding region runs from base 22 to 915 and encodes 297 amino acids. NCBI's taxonomy places the organism in Eukaryota, Metazoa, Chordata, Actinopteri, Cyprinodontiformes, Rivulidae.
AUAGGCGGCUUGGGAACCAAGAUGUCAAAUCGAGUGGUGUGCAGAGAAGCAAGUCACGCCGGGAGCUGGUACUCUGCUUCGGGAGCCCAGCUGAAUGCACAACUAGAGGGCUGGCUGUCCCAAGCACAGUCCACAAUCAGACCUGCCAGAGCCAUCAUAGCACCCCAUGCUGGAUAUACCUACUGUGGUGCUUGUGCAGCAUAUGCCUACAAGCAGGUUGAUCCCUCCAUCACUCGUAGGGUGUUCAUUCUGGGACCUUCACACCAUGUGCCCCUCUCCCGCUGUGCGCUGUCACCCGCAGACGUCUAUAGAACGCCGCUCUAUGACCUGCGAAUCGACCAGAAGGUUUACGCUGACCUCUUGAAAACUGGGCUGUUUGAGAGGAUGAGUCUGCAGACCGAUGAAGAUGAGCACAGUAUUGAAAUGCACUUGCCUUACACUGCAAAAGCCAUGGAGAGCCACAAAGACGAGUUCAGUAUCGUUCCUGUGCUCGUGGGCGCUCUGAGUGAGUCCAAGGAGCAGGAGUACGGGAAGCUGCUCAGCAAAUACCUGGCAGACCCUGCCAACCUCUUCAUAAUCUCAUCCGACUUCUGUCACUGGGGUCAGCGGUUUCGUUACACGCACUACGAUGAAUCCCAAGGGGAGAUCUACAGGUCGAUCGAGCAUCUUGAUAAAAUGGGCAUGAGCAUUAUAGAGCAGCUGGAUCCCAUGUCUUUCACCAACUACUUGAAGAAGUACCGCAACACCAUCUGUGGACGCCACCCCAUAGGAGUUCUGCUAAAUGCCGUGGCCGAGCUUAGGAAGUCUGGAUUAGAGAUGAACUUUUCUUUCCUGAACUACGCCCAGUCGAGUCAGUGCAGGAACUGGCAGGACAGCUCCGUGAGCUACGCUGCCGGGGCGCUCAUCGUUCAUUGAGGUCAACUCCUGCAGGGGCCACAGCAAAACGCCGCCACCCUGCCCAUACUAUCUUAUUGCCAUAACCUGACCCAUGACCCCCACAACUUUAAACCCCACCCAGUGGUACCCACUACUUGCAGGAAAGACUUUAGACAUUCA